CAGGCACUUCUUCAUUUUGUCUUCCCUUUCUUUUCUUUUCUUUUCUUUUCUUUUUUGUUCCAAUUUUACUUGGCUACUUCUUCUAUACUUAACCACCUUUCUCUUCCUUUCCUUAUCAGAUCCAAAAGUGAGUAAAUAUAACAUCUUUUCAUUUUGUCCUUUCUCUUUUCCCAUUAUUGUUUUUAGUUUUCAUAUUCCGUUCUUGUGUUGGACGUUUAACAUUGACUCUUUUUUCUUUUUAAAUUAAAUUAUAAAUAUAUGUGUAGAGAAAACAAAAAUGAGAGAGUUAGUCUGAUGGUGGUGUAAGGUGCUCACUGGGCAUAAUUUAAUAAUUUAAUAAUUUAAUAUUAAUAUUACGUCUUCUUCUUCUUUCAUUCACUUCACUUCCCUUCCCUUCCCUUCUCAUGUCACUGUUGCUGUUUCUCUUCACCCAUUUGUCUUCGCUGCCACCUCUCUUUUCAUUCCUCCUCUCCUCAUCCUUUCUUGCUUUUUUAUGUGUUCUCAUUUCUGUGACUGAAGUUUCAUAAAAUUUAUUUUGAUUUGGUUAGAUGAAUGGUAUGGAUCUUGCAUAGUUGAUAAAUUGAAUUGGACCCAGCCACAGCCUCCCUAUCUACCUCCAGUUCUACUGUUAGAAAAUAGAGGUAUGCUUCUUCUAGUGUCACAAAAAUCUCUCUCUAUGCCUUGUACUUUCCCUCAAGGUUGAUAUUUUAUGAAGUGGAAACGGACUGCUGGAGUGAUUCAAGGGGAAAUAACUUGAUCACAACCUCUCGAUACUAAAUAGAUUUUACCAAGUAAGCACCUUGCACUCAACAAUCAGUUAGUCCAUUAAUGGUCUAACUCGGUCCUUUUGAUUCAAAUAUUGUUUUUGAAGGAUUAAAUAGACGGGGACUUUAACACGUAUUUUGCCUAAAAUACAUAUAUAUGAACCAAAGGUGAAGCUUGUACAAAUAUGACGCUGCCUAUUUUUGGCUGUGGUGGUGGUGGUUUUGUGCAUCAGCAAAGCAGACACCAUUUAUAUAAUAAUAAUGUCUGCGUUGUUAUCGUUAUGUGCAUUUUUUCGUAUUCUUUUACAUUAUUAUUAUCCUCCCAAUAAAUAACCAUUAGUUUGAUUCAACAUUAUAUAACAUUUAACAAUUAAAAAUAAAACGAAAGAAAAGACAAUGGAUGAUAUCCGAUAGCACAGAAGUAUUCACUAGAAAACGGCAGUCUCAGGCGGCUGCCGGCCACCCGCCAUUUUCUCUCCUUUAAUUCUUCCCUUCUUCCACCUUCUUUUCUCAUCUCUUAUCUUCUUUGUUGAGCUGAAUCUAUGGCUGCUCCCGUUGAAGUCGAUGAAUGCCGCGGUGUCCUCCGCGUUUACAGCGACGGCUCCAUAGUCCGUUCUUCCAAUCCAAGCUUUAAUGUCCCUGUCAACGACGACGGUUCUGUUCUAUGGAAAGACCUUCUCUUUGACCCUAUCAACGACCUGCACCUCCGUCUCUACAAACCUGCCGACAUUUCUUCUCCCAAGCUUUCCGUCUUUUUCUACAUCCACGGUGGCGGCUUCUGCAUCGGCUCCCGCACCUGGCCCAAUUGCCAAAAUUACUGCUUCCGCCUUGCCUCCCAGCUUCCUGCUCUCGUCAUCUCCCCUGACUACCGUCUCGCUCCCGAAAAUCGCCUUCCGGCUGCCAUUGAUGACGGUUUCGCAGCUCUUCGGUGGCUUCAAGCCCAAGCUGAAUCAGACCACCCUGAUCCCUGGCUGGCCGAUGUGGCCGAUUUCAGCAGAGUUUUCAUCAGCGGUGACUCCGCCGGUGGGAACAUCGCUCAUCAUCUUGCGGUGGGACUUGGCCUAGGUUCGCCUGAGUUGGCGCCAGUUCGAGUGAGAGGCUACGUUCUCCUGGGGCCAUUCUUCGGCGGAACGGUGAGGACUCGGUCCGAGGCAGAAGGCUCUAAAGAAGCAUUUCUGAAUCUUGAGCUCAUCGACAGGUUUUGGAGAUUGUCGAUCCCGAUCGGAAGCGACACCGAUCAUCCUCUUGUGAAUGUGUUCGGACCUACAAGCCGGAACUUGGAGGCGGUGGAGAUGGAUCCGAUAAUGGUGGUGGUGGCCGGGGCCGACUUGCUGAAAGAUCGAGCGGUGGAGUACGCAGAGGAGCUGAAAAAACAAGGGAAGAAGAUAGACUUAGUGGAGUUUGAAGGGAAACAACAUGGAUUCUUUACCAUUGAUCCAAAUUCUGAAGCUUCAAACCAAUUAAUGCUUCUCAUAAACCAUUUUGUUGCUCAACAUUCACUCUGAUUCCUCCUUCAUCCCUUUUCCAUUCCCCAAUCAAUCUGCUUAAUAAAAAUGUUUCAUUUGUAGUUCA
Messenger RNA from Cucumis melo (muskmelon), 2336 nucleotides. RefSeq names its product probable carboxylesterase 15. The transcript has 2 exons. The coding region runs from base 1307 to 2269 and encodes 320 amino acids. Gene Ontology annotation, molecular function: hydrolase activity. NCBI's taxonomy places the organism in Eukaryota, Viridiplantae, Streptophyta, Magnoliopsida, Cucurbitales, Cucurbitaceae. The record is from RefSeq and is a predicted model, not a curated record.